Molecule: messenger RNA, 1946 nt
Organism: Colius striatus (speckled mousebird)
Lineage: Eukaryota; Metazoa; Chordata; Aves; Coliiformes; Coliidae
Product: interferon-induced very large GTPase 1-like
Exons: 3
Coding region: 25-1761 (578 amino acids)
Source: RefSeq, a predicted model, not a curated record
UGCCAAGUGCUGGAGAGAGAAGCCAUGAGUUUGCAGGAGGACAUACUAGAGGGUGAUGAAAAGGCCCUUCUUGCUAAGAAGCUACUGGCAGAAGCCUGUGAGAAAGAAGGACUGGAUAGUAUGUACUGGCUCCCCAAACUGUCAGAGACACUGGGUGUCAAGUCCAGAGAAGCCCUGAAACACCUGGAAUAUGAAGACUACCUUAAGCUGGAGUGUGAAGUACGGUACCCCUGGGAAACAAAGGCACUCUGGAAACUGCUGGAACUAACAGACAACAAAGCAACUUCUGAGGAGCUGCAGAAGGAGUGUUUGGAGAUGACAAAGCAAAGGCAAGAAGAGGCCAAGCUAGUCCUGAAGGAGCUGAAAGAAAUGCACAACAGCCGCAGCCUCAGCAAGGAUGUUCUAAGGCAGAAGGAGGAGGCUCUGUGGAAAGCCAUGGAGAUUCCCAAAGAGUACUGGGCACCGCUGGAGAAGUCACUGGAGGGUGUGCUGGAGAGCAUCCAGAAGCAUCUGGAGCAGCAGGAGUCUUUGGUGAGCAGCGGUCAGAACGUCUCUGACGUGGAGGUGCUGAGGCGGGCGUCGGGAGGACUGGCCCUGCAGGGCAUCUACCAGACCAGCAGCCUCACGGACGUGCUGGCCAGGCGAGAGCAGCUCAUCAGGGCUCCCGAGGGAUUCAAGCUUUCUGGUCCAGAGCAAGGCUCGCUGCUUGAGAGGAAGGAGUUCUCCUCUUCUGCAGCAGAAGCCGCUUUCACCAAGUCCAUGGAGCAGCUGGGGUUCAGUAUCAGCGUCUCUGCCAAAGCCGGCUUCUGGGGGUUUCAUGCUGAAGCUGGUGUAGAUUACAGCAGCUCCUCACAGACAGAGAACAUCCACCAGUCCCGCUCUGACCAGAGCUACCUUUGCACCACCAAGUACCAGUACAUCCCUCUGGCCUCCUGCUACUUCCAAAAGCAUCAGCUUCGCCUCUCGGAUGCGGCCCUGCAGGAGCUACAAGUCAUCGAGCACCUUCUGAGCAUCACUCAGGAAGCAGACAGGCCCAACAUGCUGAAGAGCAGGUGUGAGAGCUUCUUCGGCAGGUUUGGGUCCCACGUAAACCAGGGUCCCAUCCACUUUGGGGGGAUCUUUUGGUGGAAGGCAUCUAUAGAAGGAUUCAGGGCUGAGCAGAGGGAAGAGGUGAGGCAACAAGCAUCUGAAGCACUGAAUAGCUACAUCGAGGCCAGCUACAAAGGCUUUGGUGUCAGCUUGGGAGUGGACAUCGAUGUUUCAAAGUCCAGCUUACAGGCCUCUUUAGAGAGAAAGGACAAAAGCAGUGCCCAGAGAGAGGUCCAGCUCUGUGUGGUCAACACAGGGGGCCCAUCAGAGACACCUUCUCUUCCUCAGUGGAAAAUGGGGCUUGUAGCUAAUAACAAAACCUGGUGUGUUAUUGACCGUGGCUUUCAGCUGAUCCCGGUGUGGGAUGUAAUCCUGUUCAAUCACAGCAGCGAUUUUAAGUCCAUCUAUCAAAUGAGCAGCAGCCUCAGGGCUGCGUACGAAGCGCUAACGGAUCACAGCGUCGGCAGCGUGUUUGGAGAGGAACUGCUCAGCGCAGUGGAAGAGGCCAGAGCUUUCAUGGAGUACGUGAAGACCUGGGAGGUGGCGGUGGAUGAAAAGAAACUGCUCACGCUGAUAGACGUCAAACAGAACCUGAAUGAAAAAACCCAAAACCACAGUGUCUGGAUCAACGUCUGCCAGUGUGUAUAUCCCCCAAACUGGGUGUGCAUGUGAAUUCAGUAGCAAACGUCAAACCAGACCAGCUGGCGAGGGAUGGACUUGGGCCUGGGUAUCAGGAUAGAUGGUCGUUGUCUGCUCCCGCAGUGAGAGGCUGGGAGGGGAGUUCCUCCGAGAAAAAAAGACUCGGACCGGGGCUAGGACGUCUGUUCCUCAGUCACUCCUGCAGUCGAGCAGAGCAA